Hibiscus syriacus is the source of this 598-nucleotide messenger RNA. RefSeq names its product V-type proton ATPase subunit e1-like. Gene Ontology annotation, cellular component: proton-transporting V-type ATPase, V0 domain. The coding region runs from base 188 to 400 and encodes 70 amino acids. The record is from RefSeq and is a predicted model, not a curated record. Gene Ontology annotation, biological process: proton transmembrane transport. The transcript has 4 exons. Gene Ontology annotation, molecular function: proton-transporting ATPase activity, rotational mechanism. NCBI's taxonomy places the organism in Eukaryota, Viridiplantae, Streptophyta, Magnoliopsida, Malvales, Malvaceae.
CGAACCGGAUUCAAGUAACUUACAAAAUAAACAGCUUUUAUUAAGGAUAUCACGAUUUUUCCGGGGAAUGUUAAAUUUCUUUUUACUUUCAAUUAUUAAGGUAAGUUGUAAGAUCCCAACGCCUAUUUUCUUGCAUUUUAUCACAAAAACAAAGCAGAAAGAAAUUGUUUAAAAUCGAGAUCGGAAUAUGGGUUUCUUGGUAACAACCCUAAUUUUUUCCGUGGUUGGUAUAAUUGCAUCAAUUUGCACCAGAAUCUGUUGUAACAGAGGCCCAUCUGCUAAUCUGUUGCACCUAACAUUGGUCAUUACAGCAACUGUUUGUUGUUGGAUGAUGUGGGCAAUUGUAUAUCUAGCACAAAUGAAGCCGCUCAUUGUGCCCAUUUUAAGUGAAGGAGAGUGAAUUAUUUCUUCUGAAUUCAUUGUUCAUUACAUGGAUGAUUCGAUGUAUUCUCAUGUUGGUUUUGUAUGCUCUUUGAAUUGGAAUUGUGUUGGCAAUUUGAUGUUGUCAAUUUCUCAUUUGUUAUAUAUGUUGCUCUCAUGUAUCCAAUUUUCAUACAAGUUAAAUGUUGUUCUUUCAGACAUUAUAUGUAAUUUUGAU